GCCAAUAUCUAUAUAAAUGUGGCCGAGGAGAGAAGCGGGAUCAGGAGGCGAGCGGGGCCGGGCGGGCCGCAGCCGGGAGGUCCCUUCCGCUCUCAGUCUCCUUCCCGGCCCCGCGCGUGGCAGCCGCCGGGGCGGGCACCGCCGCCGCUCCCCGCCCUCCCGGCGCGGGGCAGGGAGCGGGACGCGCCGCAGGAGGGAGGAUGCCUGCCGGGCUCUGCUGGCCCGCGGCGGCCGCCCUGGCGCUGCUGUUUGUGGCGCUGCUGCUCGUCCUGUGCCGGAUCCUCUGGGCGCUGCGCUGGAGCCUCAGCCGAGACCGCACCAGCGCCCUGCCGCUGCCCAAGGGCUCUAUGGGCUGGCCCUUCUUCGGGGAGACCCUGCACUGGCUGCUGCAGGGAUCCCGCUUCCACAGCUCCCGGCGGGAGCGCUACGGCAACGUGUUCAAGACCCACCUGCUGGGCCGCCCGGUGGUGCGGGUAACGGGCGCUGAGAAUGUCCGCAAGAUCCUGCUGGGCGAGCACACACUGGUCAGCGCACAGUGGCCCCAGAGCACCCAGAUCCUCCUUGGCUCCCACACGCUGCUUGGCUCCACAGGUGACCUGCACCGCCAGCGCCGCAAGAUCCUGGCCAGAGUGUUCUGCCGUGCUGCCCUGGAAAGCUACCUGCCGCGGAUCCAGAAGGUUGUGAGCUGGGAGCUGCGGGGCUGGUGCAUGCAGCCGGGCUCCAUCGCCGUUUAUUCCUCUGCUAAAACCUUAACUUUCCGCAUUGCAGCUCGGAUUCUGUUGGGACUCCGUCUGGAGGAAAAGCAGUUCAAGGACCUGGCCAAAACCUUUGAACAGCUGGUGGAGAACCUCUUUUCCCUGCCCCUCAAUGUGCCCUUCAGUGGGCUGCGCAAGGGCAUCAAAGCACGGGACAUGCUGCAUGAGUUCAUGGAGAGGGCCAUACAGGAGAAACUGCAGCGAGCCAUGUCAGAAGAACACAGCGAUGCUCUGGAUUUCAUAAUAAACAGUGCCAAGGAGCACGGCAGAGAGUUCACCAUGCAGGAGCUGAAGGAAUCAGCCAUCGAACUCAUAUUUGCUGCAUUUUUCACCACGGCCAGCGCCAGCACCUCCCUCAUCCUCCUGCUGCUAAAGCAUCCCACAGCAAUUGAAAAAAUCCGUCAGGAGCUGGCAUCCCAUGAGCUGUACCCACAGCACCAGAACUGCCCCAUGGCACCCUGCCCUGGGGAAGGCAGGGGCAGCAAGCAGCAACUCCUCACCACAGCCAGCAAUGCUCAUGAAGACCAGAAUCAGCCCCCUGACUCCAUAGAGGAGAUAGAACUGGGGGGUGGCUGCUCCCCCCAGCCCCCAUCCCCGCUGGACCCCACGCACCCCCCUAGCAGCCCCCAGUCCCGGGGCUGCAGCUGCCCCCCAGACAUCAGCCUGGAGCAGCUGAGCCGACUGCGCUACCUGGACUGCGUGGUCAAGGAGGUGCUGCGGGUGCUGCCGCCCGUCUCUGGGGGAUACAGGACUGCACUGCAGACCUUUGAGCUGGAUGGUUACCAGAUCCCCAAGGGCUGGAGCGUGAUGUACAGCAUCCGUGACACACAUGAGACAGCUGCUAUCUACCACAGCCCCCCAGGUGGCUUUGAUCCUGACCGCUUCAGUGUCACUCAGUCGGAGGCUGCUGGCCGCUUCCACUACAUCCCCUUUGGCGGCGGGGCACGGAGCUGCAUUGGAAAGGAGCUGGCACAAGCCAUCCUAAAGCUGUUGGCCAUCGAGCUGGUCACCACAGCCCGCUGGGAGCUGGCCACCCCCACCUUCCCCGCCAUGCAGACAGUGCCCAUUGUGCACCCUGUUGAUGGGCUGCAGCUCUACUUCCACCCCCUGCAGCCCAGACAUGGUGGUGGGACCUGAGCCAGGAUGCUGAGCUCAGCCCAGUGCCAGUGCUCAUGGCUGGGCCACUACAGAGCAAAGCCCAAAGGCCUUGUUAUUUUACCCCUUCCUGGCGCUCAGUGCAUUAGGAAUGGUCCCACAGAGCCCUGAGAACCAAGGGAAGCCUCAUCCCCCUGGGGGUGCCCACCAGCCCAGCCCCAAUCACAUCCCCAGGAGCAAAGCCCCAUUCCUGCUCCAGGGCUUUCUCCUGUGGGGAAAGGCAGGAGUGUCCUGCACACCCCGUCCUCCACACCCUGUCCUGUACACCACAGCUUUCUAGAGGUGGAAAAGAGGGAAGAUGAGGGCUCUGCAGGGAAACACCCACUAGGUCUGCCCAAUUCACGGUAUCAGCUGUAGGUAGGAUAAUUAUGUCAAGAGUUUUUUAUUGUAAAUAUUUCAUCUCUUUCCUGCACUUCCUAUUAGAGCCAGCGCAAAUAAGAUGUUUGUUGACGCAGUGGUUGUGCAUGUAGUGUCUGAGUGCCGUACUGCUGCUCAGGGCCUGACAUGCAGCCCCAUCCUGAGUCCCUGCAGAAUGCAGAGAGCAGCCUGAGAUGGGGCACAGACCUGUGGCAAAUAAAUGUUUGGAAAAUGUU
Coturnix japonica (Japanese quail) is the source of this 2503-nucleotide messenger RNA. It is a transcript of the gene CYP26C1, whose product is annotated as cytochrome P450 family 26 subfamily C member 1. The record is from RefSeq and is a predicted model, not a curated record. NCBI's taxonomy places the organism in Eukaryota, Metazoa, Chordata, Aves, Galliformes, Phasianidae. Gene Ontology annotation, molecular function: monooxygenase activity; iron ion binding; oxidoreductase activity, acting on paired donors, with incorporation or reduction of molecular oxygen. Gene Ontology annotation, biological process: sterol metabolic process.